AUGGUUGUGCUUAGAGGUAACCUGGGCCAAAGGCAAAAACAACUGAAUACAAUCGUAAAUGAAGCAGCAAGUCGAUAUGACCGCUUUGAAGAUAUCAAAGACAUGAGGGAAACGUCUGAUAUUGAGAAGUUUAUGAAAAUUGAUCUAGCCUCUAAACAUAAAAAUAUAGAUUACAUUAUGGAGGUGAUUAAAGCAGGCGAUACUUUGCAUAUAACUAGGGCUCUCAAAUGUCUUUGGAUUUAUGAUGUUAUGUAUUCCGAAACUUUGAAUGCUCAAUUCGUUCAAGAAAAAAUAUUUCCAUUCAUGUCUCUAAAGAUGAGGCGGAAGAUGUUGACUUUUAUGUCCAUGCACAUAAAAGACUCUGAUCGCAUAGUUAACUUUAUUAAGUGUUGUAUGGAUAUUCAGUCACCAAAAUUAGCUUUAAAAUUUGUAGUUAACGCCGCUAACGCAAUUAAGUUAGAAUUUCUGAGAGAAAAUUCUGAUAUUAUUGAAGAAACUCAAUCAAAGACAUUUGUUCAACAUUUUAUUGGUAACUCUUUUACGCUUGCGGAAACACUUUUAACAUUAAUAGGCUCAGAAGCAAACAAGAUUAAAGUGUUAUAUAAUAUUAGACACAUGUAUUCAUUAAAAGAUGUAGGGUACUUAGAUAUGGUGGAGAGACAUGUCAAAUUUAUUCCAUUUACUAACCUCUUACGCUUAGGUUCAACGAUUACCAAACAUUUAAUCAAAAACCAUAAACUGAGAAUAAUUGAAAAUCCAAGAAUAUAUAUCAACCUCUUACACAUGAAAACAGUAGCAAGAUACAUAACCGCGGACGAUGCAAAAAUGAUUGUUUCAGAAUUACAUCCUGCAACCGUAGAAAAAUACUGGAAUGAAUGCUUUUGUUUAUUUUAUAGCAGCAUUAUAAAUAAAAUUCCAUAUGCGGAAAGAUAUCAACUUCUAAAAAGUAUGUUCAACUUGCAAUAUAAAUGUCAAUCGUUUGAAAACAACCCUGAGUUUUAUAACAAACAGUGCUACAAAUUCAUGACAGAAGAAGAAAAGCUUGACUGGAUUCGGGAUCAGAUUAAAAGUCAUCCAGAAAUGUAUGAUAAACCUUAUUCUUUGUACAGUAUUCUUGCAUUUGAGGGUGCUUUUAAAGAGAUAACCAAUUUAGUAAAAAGAUGUGAUUCAUCAGAAAUUCGAUGUGACAUGAUGAUCUAUGUUCUUCCGACUGUUAAAAAGCAAUUACAUAUAAAGAGGCUGUUGGACUACUAUCAACAUAGCAAGGAACCCGAACAUGCCCAAGAAGAUUUUAUUAACCGGUUACUUCAGGAACAUAGAGGGUAUUAUUUCAAUAAAGAUUGCUGGACAAUAUUGAAUGAAAUAUUUAAAAAGCUAAAAGUAUAUGAAUUUUGUCCUGGUUUUGACGCUUUUUUACAAAAUUUUAGAGUAGUUGCAAUUUUGUACUAUAUAAUUAACGAAAACAAUCUCUCUGAGGAGUUGAAAACGUUCAUGAGUGGAAAUGAGUACAUAAAUGAAUUACUCCAGCUCUCAAGUAAAGCACAUUCAGCAGAUCAACAAAAGGUAUAUCAAUACUUAUUUAAUUUUUACCUAGGUAAAAUUAGUGAGUUUGACACUGAAGAAAGAGUGUCGGAGCUUCUUCAGAAGUACGUGACUGAAAUGUUGGAUCUUUUGAGUUUUUAUGGUAAAACAAAGGAUGAUAUUCCAGAGGUGGUAAUGCAAGUCGUGCAAAAUGAUCGCAGCAACUUGAAGACACAUAAAUUGAUUCAUGUUCCCUUUAUCGAAGUUACUCAGAAAGAGAUUAUGAAACUUCUCAAAGUUGACCCAAAAUUGGCCGUCGACAAGCUUCCAUCGAUAAUAAAAACUCAUGAACUCAGCCCUACUGUCCGCGUCAGCCAGUUAUUUAAAAAACUAAAAGUAUAUUUUUUUAAUGAUAUUUCGCAACAAUAUGUUGAAUAUUAUAAGAACUGGUUGUUGAAAAAAUCCUUAUCGAAGUCGUGUACAGAAGCUGCUACCUAUGCUAUUUUCCUACUAAGUGAUGAUGCUUUCAAAGUACACUUUAUGACGACGAAUGUUCCAAUAGACGACGAAAAAAGCAAGAUUGACCCCAAGAAACUUCGUAUUCAACAUGCUAUAUGUGCCACUGUAUUGCACUCGCGUCCACAUGUUCCUCUUAAACAUUUACUAAUGUACAUUAAAGGUCAAUAUAUUCGGAGUUGCUUGCACUUAAUUACUUCUUACUUAGUAAACUUGCCUUUACCGCGUUGUAUCGAAUUCAUUGACGAAAUUUUGAAAGCGCGAUCAUUGGCGCAAGAACGCGGCAUCCGUGUUGCUUUUGCAUGUUUUAGUGCAGAAAAUUUAAGAAAAAUAGUUCUCUACAUUUGGAAAAAAAAUAAUAUUGCCUCAUUGAGACUGAUUUUAUACUCAGCUUUGUACAAUAAAAUUGCUAAUGAAAGGGAAUGUGCACAAGGUAAAUUGUUUGAUAUCUUAAUUGAAUUAACAUCAGACCUAGACGAAAACGAUAACGACAUAUUUAAAGUUAUAGUGUCAGGAGGCUUACCAGAGCACUUAGCAUCGGAAUUUUUAAAUGCUGCUUGGAUAGCCGUGAACUCCUUGCCCGUCGACAGAGUAAAUUUGUAUAGAAGGGCAGAUGUAAUAGAACACAUGUGUAGAAUUUUUUAUUCAAUGCGCCAAGACCACGUUCGACCUAUUAUAGAAGAUUUCAUUGAAGAUUUAUUUGAUACUUUACAGACAAAGAUCUCAGAAAUAGACGAUGCUAUUUUUUAUUUAUAUAAUAAAAAAUGGGAGCUAGCUGGAAAGUACGUUACAAAUGUGCGAAAUGAAAACGACCUUAAUAUAAAGAAUGAAUGUGUGCGAUUAAUAACUGGUGAGUGUUUGGCAAUAUUCAAUACCAUUGAUGGUAACAAAUAUAUUGGUCGAGAUCUAUUUAUGAGGUUUAUAAGAUUUAUGCAAUCAGAAAGUUAUACACAACCUUUCGUAUGUUAUACAUACAUCAAUGUACUUUUUGAGACGAUUAUUGAAGCUCUGAAUGAGGCAAUGCCCAUGGAACAAAUAUACUUUAUGGUGUGGGAGAUACAUGUGGAUAUGGCAGUAAGAAAAGCAAUCAUUAAUAUUGAAAUACAUUGUUCUAGUUUGGUGAAUCUUUCUGAAAAAAUCACAACACUUAGAGACGCCUUAAUAUACUUCGGACGUAAUAUUGGUAAUGUAAUUAAUCAUUUUGUCGAAAGGAAUACCUUUUAUAGAAAUUUGACGACAAUUGUUGUCAAUGACGCGUUCCCUCACAUCAAGAGAAUAGUUGACCUAGUACCUGGUGUAAAACUUGAAGAUGUUUUAGUUGCCACCAGCUUAGCAUUGAUCGAUUUUAAAACACCAGAACAUUAUAUGUUUGCACUACUUCUUAUACCGGAAAAUUACUUAGGUUGUUACAUUGUCGAUUAUAAUACAGUCCUCAAUGAAAUCAGGCUUUGUACAAAUAUGGAUGUAAUCGCGCUUAUGUUUCAGAAGUUUGUCAACUCUGACUUCAAACCGAGACACUUUUUAAAGUUAUAG
Molecule: messenger RNA, 3570 nt
Organism: Arctia plantaginis
Lineage: Eukaryota; Metazoa; Arthropoda; Insecta; Lepidoptera; Erebidae
Source: the annotation of a GenBank genome assembly